AUGGCGCCCACCGAACUCCACCCCGGCACCAAGGGCUUCGCGGACGCGGCCACCUACGACGCUUACCGGCCCUCGUACCCGCCCGAGGCGGUGCAGCGGUUCCUGACGCACCUCCGGAUCGCCGACUUCGCGCACGCCAACGUGCUGGACCUGGCGGCCGGCACGGGGAAGCUGACGGAGGUGCUGGCGGCGCGGCACGAGGGGUUCGAGAUCGCGGCCGUCGAGCCCCACGCCGAGAUGCGCGCGGAGCUCGAGAGGAAGGCGUUGAGGGGCACGAGGGUCCUCGACGGGUUCGCGGCGAAGGUGCCGUUGGAGGAGGAGUGGGGCGAUGCGUGUGUCGUCGGGCAGGCUUUCCACUGGUUCGCGAACGAGGACGCUCUGAAGGAGAUCCACCGCGUCUUGAAACCGACGGCCGUCCUGGGCUUGAUCUGGAACAUUGAAGACUACAACAAGCCGAAGCACUGGGAAGCCAGCACGCCGUGGGAACAGUCCCUCAACGAGCUCGUCUUCACGCUCGGCGGCGACGGGCAGCCGCGGUUCCGCGACUUCGUCUGGAAGGACGCCUUCGACCGGCAGCUCGACUCCAACCCGCUCCGGGCCGUGGCCGGCGUGGUCCUCGAGGGCGGGCGCAAGAUGCCCCUCUUCAGCGUGCCGGUGGGCGAGGAGAAGGUGCCGUUCACGGUCUGGCUGACGCCCGAGGCGGUGUGGAACCGGCUGAGGACGCUGAGCCAGGUGGCGGUGCUGGAGGGGGAGAGGGCGAGGGGGUUUAAGGCGAGGUUCGAUGAGAUUCUGGCGGGGGAGACGGUGGAGAGGAAUGAGAAGGGGGAGGUCGCGUUGCACGGCGUCACGUAUUUUGCGUGGACUUCGAGGUUGUAG
This is a messenger RNA of Colletotrichum karsti, 876 nucleotides long. RefSeq lists its product as uncharacterized. The transcript has 4 exons. NCBI's taxonomy places the organism in Eukaryota, Fungi, Ascomycota, Sordariomycetes, Glomerellales, Glomerellaceae. Bases 1 to 876 code for a protein of 291 amino acids. The record is from RefSeq and is a predicted model, not a curated record. Gene Ontology annotation, molecular function: S-adenosylmethionine-dependent methyltransferase activity.